GUUGAUGGUAAAUAUGACUGAGAACGAACAAUCAAAUUCAACAAUGACGAAUAUACCAAGCCCUUUAAAUCUACAAUCUGACGUCGAUGAUAAUCACAAAACUGAUCAAAUUCUGACGAAUGAUCUUCUGCUGCACGAGGCUGUGUAUAAAAAUGAAAUAGAAACAGUAGAAAAAAUACUGAAGGAAGAAGUCAACGUCAAUUCUCGAAACAACUAUGGAAGAGCACCAAUUCACUGGGCAGCUUCAAGAGGCUACACCGAGAUAAUGGAAAUGCUUAUCGAGUCAAAAUGUGACAUUGAAAUAAGUGACAAGUUUGGUAUGCGACCGGUUCAUAUGGCGGCAUCAUAUGGCCAUCAAAAAGCAGUGAAGCUGCUGAUCGAUGCUGGUGCAAAUGUUUCUGCUGUCAAUAAGAAAAAACAUACGUUGUUAAUGUGUGCCGCUCGUGGAAAUAGUGCAGCUGUUAUUGAAUAUCUUGUAAAUGCAGUUGAAAAUUUAGAUGUUAAUGCAAUCGACAAUACUGGUGCAAGUGCAUUUCAUCAUGCAGCAGCUUCUGGUUGUCCUGAUGGAAUUAUCGCACUGUCAAAAAUACCAAAUAUUAAAUUGGAUGCAAUUGACCAAAAAGGACAAAAUUCACUUCAUUGUGCUUGUGAACAUGGUCAUAUUGAUGCUGUUGAAGUACUAAUUAAAUUAUACGAACAAUUAAAUCAUCAAAAUAUCGAUGGUAAUACAGCACUGCAUCUUUCAACUUUAUCACGUCAUACAGAAAUUGCACAGGCACUUUUAAAAGCUGGUGCAAAUGUUGAAGUUGUUGAUAAAGUUGGAUUGACAGCACUUCAUGUUGCAGCAAGUCAAGGAUGUAAUGGAAUUCUCCAAUCAAUUCUUGAGUAUGGUAAUCAAUUGAGUAUCAAUAUUCAAUGCAACGCUGGUAAUACUCCACUACAUCUUGCAUGUGAAAAUAAUCAAAUAGAUACAGUUGAAAUAUUGAUAAAACAUGAUGCAAAUUUAAAUUGCUUCAAUUCAAGGCUUCAAACUCCAAUUCACAUUGCUGCUGAAAUGGGUCAUACUGAUGUUUGUAAACUUCUAUUAGCAGCUGGUGCAAAUAUCGAACAACGUGAAAAAGGUGGAAAAAAUACAUUGCUUUACAUUGCUGCUCGAGGAAGUUUUACAGCUAUUGUUGAUAUGAUCAUAAAAACAGCACGACUUGAAUAUCCAAAAGACCGAAAUGCUGUUGAGAAUAAUGAUGUAAGAAGAAAAUGGAUUGAUGAGUCACAAGGGAUUAAAAUUAAUGAAGAAAAUAAUGAUAGUAUUGCUGAGCAUGUACAACAUAUACUCCAGAGACUGGCACGUGAUGAACUUGGUCCUGGUGAUUGGAAAAAAUUAGCUAUCCAUUGGGAUUUUACUCAAGAACAAAUACAAGCUAUUGAACAUCAACAUACAGGUUCUUCAAGUUAUCAAGAUCAUGGAUACAGAAUGCUCGUGAUAUGGACAUCUGGUCUUUCUGAAAAUACUCAAUUUUUUAAAGAACUACAUGAUGCUCUCGUUGCUAUUGAUAAAAAAAAUAUUGCUGAGUCUAUAAGAAAAUUAUUGGAGCAAGAUUUUCAUGAUAAAAAUGUCAAGCAUCGUUGUAAUAAAUGUUGCAUCACGUGAAUCCCUCCAUCUAGACUGAAAAUAAUAUUUACAUUUAUAUUUUUUUGAUUUUUAAAUAAUAAAUAAACACUGUUAUUUUAUAUUUUAUUUUUUAUUUUUUAUUUCAAACGUUAUAUUUGUUCGUCAUAUUCUCGAUAAAUUUUUUGGUAAAAAAAUAUCGAGUAGUUUUUUUUUUUUUUUUUAAAUAAAAUGAAAGUACGAAUCAUUUUAUAUAACAAUGUACAUAUCUGAUAAAUGUGAUGAUAAAUAAUAAAAAGAAAAAAAAAAUGGUAUUUCAAAGUCUAAC
This is a messenger RNA of Aphidius gifuensis, 1934 nucleotides long. RefSeq names its product ankyrin repeat and death domain-containing protein 1A-like. Gene Ontology annotation, biological process: signal transduction. The coding region runs from base 5 to 1648 and encodes 547 amino acids. Lineage: Eukaryota; Metazoa; Arthropoda; Insecta; Hymenoptera; Braconidae. Gene Ontology annotation, molecular function: protein binding. Gene Ontology annotation, cellular component: cytoplasm. The transcript has 12 exons. The record is from RefSeq and is a predicted model, not a curated record.